AUGCUGCUCAAGCCGAAAAAGGACGAGACGUUCUUCUCAUCCCCGUCCCUAACAUGGCAGGAAAGCCCAUCGUCCGCCGGGAUACUCGUCGCAAUGGUUCACCACACUCUCCAGAGGCUCCUGAUCUCUAUCGAUUCCGACGCAGAGAUGCCCAUACACAACCUCCGCAGGCUUAUAACCAAAGUAAGUGUACGUGCCCCGGGUAUCACAAGUAUGGUUCUCCUGUCACCAGACGAGACGCGCUCGUUUCCUGUAGACGGACUUCUCAAACAUACCCAGCUCCGCGAACUCACCUUGGGAGGCGGCAUCGCAAUACCAAGCGAAGAAAUUCGGACGCUCCUCUCCCUACCACAUCUUCAUUCCCUCCAAGUGAACCUUGCGGCUUCCGACCCCUGCCCAGAUGAAACCUUUACACACGCAGUGACAGGGUCGUACAACAGCACGACCUUACGCAAAUUUGCUUGCGCCGCAUCAUGUGACACCGCGACCACCCUCUUGUCUCUGCUCGAUGCGCCUUACCUUGAGUCUCUAAUUCUCCAUGUGGACGAGACCCGCUUGCACCAGAGGCGCAGUGCGCACUCACUGCUCCUCCGCACUGUCGCAGGCGCUUCCUUCGCAAGUAGUGUAUUGUCUCUCGAAUACUCCAGCGCGAACAUAUACUCCGAGCUUGGCCCCAAAGCACACCAAUCUAUGAAUCUGGAUCCUGAUGAUAUCCCUGUAGAUCUCUCCCUCGAUCAACCCCUAUCGAACAUUCUCACCCCGUUCUUCCCUGCCACCCCUUCGCUCGAUUUACCCAAGCUCGAACGGUUUUCAUUCGACAUGUUCUGGCCUACGGCGGUCCAAGACGAGGAUGUCGAACAACUCAGCGUUGCCAUUGGCUCUACGGCGAGGAUCCUCGAACACACCCCACUUCCACCAUCGCUCCGGGCAAUUCGGUGGCAUAUCCUGCCCACCUGA
Dichomitus squalens LYAD-421 SS1 is the source of this 957-nucleotide messenger RNA. RefSeq lists its product as uncharacterized. NCBI's taxonomy places the organism in Eukaryota, Fungi, Basidiomycota, Agaricomycetes, Polyporales, Polyporaceae. The transcript has a single exon. The coding region runs from base 1 to 957 and encodes 318 amino acids. The record is from RefSeq and is a predicted model, not a curated record.